AUGGUAGUGAGUCUCAGGAGAGGAAGGGAUUUGGAUAGAGAGCAAAACAUUUCUCAAUCUAAUAGAAAUGUAGUUCCACUUACUCUAGUGCCAUUUGAGAUCGAUGAGUUGACGGAGCUUAUAGAUGUUGUAAUUGAACAAGCACAAGUUGACAAAGUGACAAGACGUAUGGCUCAAAAGUUGUCUGAUCCCGGCAGUUUCACUAUCCUAUGCACAAUUGAAAAUUAUGCUUUUGCUAAAGCAUUGUGUGACUUGGGAGCCAACAUUAACUUGAUGCUCUUGGCAAUCUACAUAAAUUUAGGCAUUGACAGAGCUAGACCAACCUCAAUGUUGCUGCAACUAGCUGAUCGCACAGUGAAAAGGCCAAUAGGAAUUCUAGAUGAUGUGCUCGUCCAAGUGGGGAAGUUUGUAUUUCCUGCUAAUUUUGUUAUACUUGACUUCCAGGUUGAUGGAGAAAUACCCAUAAUUUUGGGUAGGUCGCUCUUAGCCGCUGGGAGAGCGUUGAUUGACUGUGAAACCGGAGAGUUGAAAAUGAGGUUGAAUAAUAAAGAAAUAAUAUUCAAUGUUCAACAAUUUAUGAGGAGGCCAAACAAAUUUGCAAAUUGUCGCCAGUGGAGGCAGUUGAUGUGA
Nicotiana tabacum (common tobacco) is the source of this 630-nucleotide messenger RNA. RefSeq lists its product as uncharacterized. The record is from RefSeq and is a predicted model, not a curated record. Lineage: Eukaryota; Viridiplantae; Streptophyta; Magnoliopsida; Solanales; Solanaceae.